This is a messenger RNA of Bicyclus anynana (squinting bush brown), 2478 nucleotides long. Its product is annotated as sodium-dependent nutrient amino acid transporter 1. The transcript has 10 exons. Gene Ontology annotation, biological process: sodium ion transmembrane transport. Gene Ontology annotation, cellular component: membrane. The record is from RefSeq and is a predicted model, not a curated record. The coding region runs from base 86 to 2110 and encodes 674 amino acids. NCBI's taxonomy places the organism in Eukaryota, Metazoa, Arthropoda, Insecta, Lepidoptera, Nymphalidae.
CUUCAGUCUUACGUGCAACGCGCGUGCGCGCGAUCGUGUUCGUUUAUUUUGAAAAGAUUUACGCGCGAACGAAAAUUAAACUUAUAUGGCAGUGGUGACCCGGCCGUUUGGUGUUGUACCCAGUGCGAGAGUCGAUAGUCGGCAGGCGAGAACUCCCAGCCAUGGCAGGACAGUCAGGCGGAUAUUCGACGUUAUCAAGAUACAAAUAUGCACAAUAGCCGUAUCGUUCACACUUUUCAAUUCGGUCCGGCUACCAAGAGAGGCGUUCAAGUAUGGCGACAUCCCGUACUUGGUCGUCUAUUCGUUCUGGUUGCUCGUGGUUGCGCUACCAACGACGCUGCUGCAACUGGCGAUCGGGCAACUCAGUCAUCAGGACCCGGUUGGAGUAUGGAGAGCAGUGCCUAUAUUACGAGGAGUGGGUCACCUGAAAAUUCUGACGUCAUACCUGUGCUGCAUCUACAGCAUGGUGUACAUAGCACUGUCAGCCGCCUACAUGAUCUGGAUAGGCAAGGGCACCUUCCCACUCAAGGACUGUACAAAAUUACACAUGACUCCGAAUGGUUACGAAAACAAAAUGAAUGCAUCUGAAUGUUUUAACUCGACGUUUUUGGCGCCAUUCACCGAACAGCCACAGUAUCUCGGCGUAAUGGCGAUUUUAAUAUUCGUUUUAUGGUUCUUUCUGCCCAUUAUGUUGUAUCGUCUCCACAAAAGUCUCAAAAUCUCCUUGGUAAUUUUAGCUGCAAUCAUAAUCACAGUUGCCAUAGUCUUAACCGUAUUCUUAUCGGACAUAAACAUAUUAUCAAACAUGCUCGAGUCCUGCGAGCAUUGGUCUCCUUUAUCAGAACCAUACAUCUGGCACAGUACGCUUGUUCAAGCGCUAUUGUCGACUCAAAUAGUUAGUGGAUAUUUAAUAAGUGCUGGAGGAUCUUUAUACAGACAUUCCGAUGUCCGAUGGACAUCAACAUUUGCAACAAUAACAAAUCUACUAUCAGGAUGGUUGUCUGUUUUUCUAUGGCAAUCAAUAGGAGGGGAAGGAAUCAAGGAUACUAGUUUUAUAGCAAUAUUAGUUUUAAUAUAUCAGUCUUCCGUAUCAGAGAAGAGAACUAAGGAAUGGCCUCUGUUGGCAUUUGGAUUGGUGUUGGUAUCAGGCAUUAUAACUGUGCUAGCUCUUCUUUUUCCCAUUUACGAUAAACUGCAUCGACUAGCUGGAGAUUACUGGCGGAUAUUCGCUUGUGCAUCAUCAGCUCUUGGCACUGCAUUGACGGUGUCCGUGCUCGCCCAGGGUCUGGACCUGGCAGCUGUGUUAGAUGAACUUGUUAUACCUGUGUUGGCUGUGUUCACUACGAUAGUGGAAAUCGUUGGAUUUGUUUUUAUUUAUGGUUGGUUCUACCUCACAGUAGACAUACACUUCAUUACGGGUUCAAGGUUACCGUGGUUCUGGCUAAUGACGUGGUGGUCUACUCCUGUACUGCUGAUGGGCGUCACUGGAUGGUGGUUACGAUCUUUGCUGAGGGUCACAAUGGACCAAGGGCAGACGUUGUGGCCUUUGGGAGGGGUGUUUGUUGGGAUAUUGGUAGUCAUGGUGGUGAUGGCUGCCGUAGCCGUAGCGAAGGAAGAGCAAUUUAAUUUGUUAACUAAAAUAGCAUCAGCCUUCCGACCUUCCCGGUUAUGGGGACCAGAGGAACCAAUGUCAAGAUACAUUUGGAUGUCGCAACGUUUCGCAAAUGAAAACAAUUCCGAACACGACUAUAAUACAGAUACCAAGACAUUUAACCACAUUAUUAAUAAGUAUCACGAUAAAUGCAAUGAAAUAUACAACGAAGAUUGGUUACAUAGUACAGAUAUAUACCAAAGCACACCAAAAGCUCAAACCAAAAAUGAUCAUAAUAUUAAAAAUGAAAACCCACUUUACAAUGAUGUUGGGGCGAUAUAUUCAAUACCAACAGUAUCAACUAUUAAAAAGAAGAAAAAAGCAGACGAACAAUUUAGAUCACCAAAUAUAUGUAUUGCUAAAGGCGAAUUAGGAGGUCCAGUAAAUUGUAACUGCAAUAGACAUUUUCAACUCAACGUGCCGGAUUUAAGAAACAACGAAGUAUCGACUAGUCUGUAGAUUUAAUCAGCAAAUUCAAAAUCUGUACAACGAUUUUCAUGUCUAGUCGAGAUAGUAAUAGGACGUAUUUUCUUCAACAAAAGUGAAGAAGUUUGUACGUAAUUUAUUCUAGUAUUAAGCAACAUUCCAAAAUAGAUUGUAUACAAGUAUAUAUUUUAGUGUUAGUAGAGGAUGAGUUUAAUUUAGAUGACAAACUAAUAAGUGGUUUUAGAUAAACUUGAUAAUUAUUUUUAAGUAUAUCUUUUAGCACUGUAUUUAGUGAUAUUGUGACAAUAAACUAGCUUAAUUGGGAGGAUGUACUCAUAUAAACUGUGGUAUAGUUUUGAGUAAAUAAAGAAAUAUGAGGUUUGAUUCCUUUUACAAAAUUA